This is a messenger RNA of Macaca mulatta (Rhesus monkey), 13213 nucleotides long. RefSeq names its product AP2 associated kinase 1 (gene AAK1). The record is from RefSeq and is a predicted model, not a curated record. Gene Ontology annotation, biological process: protein phosphorylation; regulation of clathrin-dependent endocytosis. Gene Ontology annotation, molecular function: ATP binding; protein serine/threonine kinase activity; AP-2 adaptor complex binding. NCBI's taxonomy places the organism in Eukaryota, Metazoa, Chordata, Mammalia, Primates, Cercopithecidae. Gene Ontology annotation, cellular component: presynapse.
CACGGAGUUUAAUUACAAUGGCACUACUUUAAACAAGGAGCAGCAGCAGCAGCAGCAGCAGCAGCAGCAGCAGCAGCAGCAGCACCAAACGCCACUGUUAGCCCAGUCAGAGCUCAGCUCCGUAUUCAGAAUGGAGAAAGCAAGAACCAUUUUUUUCCCUGGGGCACCCUUCUCUACUCAAAUACCGCUGAAAAAAAUUCUGAGACAAGCACUAGGGAGUGGGGAGAGCGGGCGGAAAUGAACAAUAACCCAUAUUCAGGCGUUAGAAAAAUCAUAUCAGUAAAUCAUGGCAGGUUUUUUUGUUUGUUUUUGGCAGGAACUUGCCACUCUUCAGCAUCAUCCAUCAGGAAAUCUAGGGUCGGAAAAGUGUACCAACUGGCUUUCCAAAUUUUCUGCAUUUGGCAGAUGCAAAUCACAGAGUCCAUCCCCACCCUCAGCACUUGGACGGUAUCAGGGAAACAUAAGUAUCAGUGGAAGAAUCUUGAAGUGAGAAAUAAAUAACUGGUCAGGUUAGGGUUAGUGUUCUUGUGUGCAAGGGGGCUAGUGAAGGUCAGGCUUUGGGACGCACCCACAGCGUCAGCAAAGGAGGAAAAAUUAAGGGGCAGCAUGGGCUGAAAAGCCCCCGAGUUUGAGGUCAAGCCAACGGGCUGGGCCUCUGGUAUCCUAGGAUCUGCCUUGCACACAACCUUUGGCCGUUUCUCGGUUUGAAUCUCGCCUGUACACCUUCAGACGAGACACUGUCUUACUGAGCGUUCUCACAGCGCCUAGCUCAGAGCUGACCGCAGAGCCGGCUCUCAAUAACCUCUAGACGCAAAAGCAGCUUUUGAGGUUAGGGGCGAAGGGCAUCGGUUUUACUUAUUUUAAGGCUGGCGCUCCGGUGCAGCCGGAUCCAACUGCCAGCACAAUGUUCCCGAUCACUUCUCGCUUCCAUUUCAGCCCAGGUGACGUGGGGAAACCCACAGGACCCACUAGGGUCUAAGCGGUUAAGCUGGCGUCCUUCGGAUGUCAGUCUCGAUCCGUUCGGAAACCACAAAAUCCAGAAUCCCUUGUGCCAGGAGGCCAGGCCGCAAAUAAGAUGGCUCCAGAAGAGUGGAACAUACAGCGGCGGGGAACCUAGUCGUUGGCAGUUUCUUCACGGGAUGUGUUUAAAUUGCCGAGUCCCCAUAUACGCGCCACCCCACAAACCUCCUUCCAGGCCGUGGAGGCCACGGCUGCGCCUCGCCCGCUCCUCCAGGAGCAUGCUGGGAUUUGUAGUCCAGUCGCCGGACUGCGCCUAGCUACCUUUCCCAGCUUGCCCUGCGGCUCGGGUGAUAUCAACAGUCUUUUCCAGAACUCUGUCUGCACUGAGACCCCCUUCGCCCGGUCCUCUUCUCGCCGUCUACUCCUUCCCAUCUGUGGCGACAGAGCGGCGGUUGCAGGAGAGGCCCCGGUCCCUUGCCGCGCCGCCCCAAGCGGCACUUCCGGCGGCGGUUCACUUCCUGGUUGGGUGGAUGGAGCCGGGCGGGAGCGCGCGCGGGGGAGGGGCGGCGGGUCAGUCUCCGCCCGGCGCUCCCGGGAUCAGCUGGCGGGCGGGCUGGAGCCGAGCGCGGCCCCGGCUCUCGCUGCAGCGCCGCCUCCUCUCUGCGUCGCAGGCCGGCCCGGCGGCCGUGACAAUGUCGCGGGGCUGGUAGCUGGGCGCCGGCCGCCGAGCCGUCUCAAGUUUAAACUUACACGAAUCGCUUUCUGGAGGAGGAGGGGACCCGCCGCGCGAUUGACACGCAUAUUCCUAUAGGCAUCCUCCCUCAGCCCCCACCCCCACGGCCGGAUUCGGGUGGCUCCUCUCCGAGCUGAAAUCCGAGAAGAAAUCCUUGGAUCUCUUUUCUUAAAAAAAAAAAAAAAAAAAAAUCUAGAAACCAUCGGUAUUUUGCUUUGCUGCUCCCUAUUCGCAAGAUGAAGAAGUUUUUCGACUCCCGGCGAGAGCAGGGCGGCUCUGGCCUGGGCUCCGGCUCUAGCGGAGGAGGGGGCAGCACCUCGGGCCUGGGCAGUGGCUACAUCGGAAGAGUCUUUGGCAUCGGGCGACAGCAGGUCACAGUGGACGAGGUGUUGGCGGAAGGUGGAUUUGCUAUUGUAUUUCUGGUGAGGACAAGCAAUGGGAUGAAAUGUGCCUUGAAACGCAUGUUUGUCAACAAUGAGCAUGAUCUCCAGGUGUGCAAGAGAGAAAUCCAGAUAAUGAGGGACCUGUCAGGGCACAAGAAUAUUGUGGGUUACAUUGAUUCUAGUAUCAACAAUGUGAGUAGCGGUGAUGUAUGGGAAGUGCUCAUUCUGAUGGACUUUUGUAGAGGUGGCCAGGUGGUAAACCUGAUGAACCAGCGCCUGCAAACAGGCUUUACAGAGAACGAAGUGCUCCAGAUAUUUUGUGAUACCUGUGAGGCUGUUGCCCGCCUGCAUCAAUGCAAAACCCCUAUUAUCCACCGGGACCUGAAGGUUGAAAAUAUCCUCUUGCAUGACCGAGGCCACUAUGUCCUGUGUGACUUUGGAAGUGCCACCAACAAAUUCCAGAAUCCACAAACUGAGGGAGUCAAUGCAGUAGAAGAUGAGAUUAAGAAAUAUACAACGCUGUCUUAUCGAGCACCAGAAAUGGUCAACCUGUACAGUGGCAAAAUCAUCACUACGAAGGCAGACAUUUGGGCUCUUGGAUGUUUGUUGUAUAAAUUAUGCUACUUCACUUUACCAUUUGGGGAGAGUCAGGUGGCAAUUUGUGAUGGAAACUUCACAAUUCCUGAUAAUUCUCGAUAUUCUCAAGACAUGCACUGCCUAAUUAGAUAUAUGUUGGAACCAGACCCUGACAAAAGGCCGGAUAUUUACCAGGUGUCCUACUUCUCAUUUAAGCUACUCAAGAAAGAGUGCCCAAUUCCAAAUGUACAGAACUCUCCCAUUCCUGCAAAGCUUCCUGAACCAGUGAAAGCCAGUGAGGCAGCUGCAAAAAAGACCCAGCCAAAGGCCAGACUGACAGAUCCCAUUCCCACCACAGAGACUUCAAUUGCACCCCGCCAGAGGCCUAAAGCUGGGCAGACUCAGCCGAACCCAGGAAUCCUUCCCAUCCAGCCCGCCCUGACGCCCCGGAAGAGGGCCACUGUUCAGCCCCCACCUCAGGCUGCAGGAUCCAGCAAUCAGCCUGGCCUUUUAGCCAGUGUUCCCCAACCAAAACCCCAAGCGCCACCCAGCCAGCCUCUGCCACAAACUCAGGCCAAGCAGCCACAGGCUCCUCCCGCUCCACAGCAGACGCCUUCCACUCAGGCCCAGGGUCUGCCCACUCAGGCCCAGGCCACACCCCAGCACCAGCAGCAACUCUUCCUCAAGCAGCAACAGCAGCAGCAACAACAGCCACCACCACCACAGCAGCAACCGGCAGGCACGUUUUACCAGCAGCAGCAGCAGGCCCAGACUCAGCAGUUUCAGGCAGUACAUCCAGCAACCCAGCAACCAGCAAUUGCUCAGUUCCCUGUGGUGUCCCAGGGAGGCUCUCAACAGCAGCUAAUGCAGAAUUUCUACCAGCAGCAGCAGCAACAACAACAACAGCAACAGCAACAGCUGGCCACAGCCCUGCAUCAACAACAGCUGAUGACUCAGCAGGCUGCCUUGCAGCAAAAGCCCACUGUGGCAGCAGGACAGCAGCCCCAGCCACCGCCAGCUGCAGCCCCACAGCCAGCCCCUGCCCAGGAGCCAGCGCAGAUUCAAGCCCCAGUAAGACAACAGCCAAAGGUUCAGACAACCCCACCUCCUGCCGUCCAGGGACAGAAAGUUGGAUCUCUCACUCCACCCUCAUCCCCCAAAACCCAGCGUGCUGGGCACAGGCGUAUUCUCAGUGACGUAACCCACAGUGCCGUCUUUGGGGUCCCUGCCAGCAAAUCAACCCAGCUGCUCCAGGCAGCUGCAGCUGAGGCCAGUCUCAAUAAGUCCAAGUCUGCAACCACCACUCCAUCAGGCUCUCCUCGGACCUCUCAACAAAACGUUUAUAAUCCUUCAGAAGGUUCUACGUGGAAUCCCUUCGAUGACGAUAAUUUCUCCAAACUCACAGCUGAAGAACUGCUAAACAAGGACUUUGCCAAGCUGGGGGAAGGCAAACAUCCCGAGAAGCUUGGAGGCUCAGCUGAGAGUUUGAUCCCAGGCUUUCAAUCAACCCAAGGUGAUGCUUUUGCUACGACCUCAUUUUCUGCUGGAACUGCUGAAAAAAGGAAGGGUGGGCAGACUGUGGACUCUGGCCUCCCACUUCUAAGUGUGUCUGAUCCUUUCAUUCCUCUUCAAGUACCUGAUGCACCAGAAAAACUAAUUGAGGGACUCAAAUCUCCUGACACUUCUCUUCUGCUCCCUGACCUCUUGCCUAUGACAGAUCCUUUUGGUAGCACUUCCGAUGCUGUAAUUGAAAAAGCUGACGUUGCUGUUGAGAGUCUCAUCCCAGGACUGGAGCCCCCAGUUCCCCAGCGCCUCCCAUCUCAGACGGAAUCUGUGACCUCGAAUCGCACAGAUUCUCUCACCGGGGAAGAUUCCCUGCUUGAUUGUUCUCUGCUCUCUAACCCUACUACUGACCUUCUGGAAGAGUUUGCCCCCACAGCAAUCUCUGCUCCAGUCCAUAAAGCUGCAGAAGAUAGUAAUCUCAUCUCAGGUUUUGAUGUCCCUGAGGGCUCGGACAAGGUGGCUGAAGAUGAGUUUGACCCUAUUCCUGUAUUGAUAACCAAAAACCCACAAGGUGGGCACUCUAGAAACAGCAGUGGGAGCUCUGAGUCCAGUCUUCCCAACCUAGCCAGGUCUUUACUGCUGGUGGAUCAGCUCAUAGACCUGUAGCCGUGACCCAGUAGCAGAUGCAGUUCUGUAACCUUCAUACCGUAAAAUACAUUUUCAUUACGGAGUUAUGAAAAAAAUGAUUUUUUUAAAAAAAAUCUGCAGCUAAGGGGCCCUCCAGCCCUUUUCUCCUACCCCUUGCCUUCUCCUGUAGAAAUGAUAAGGAAAGAAAAUCACUUUGGCCCUCCAGAUAUUCCUUGGCCAGUUCCUCCUUGUUAGUUUGCUGUGUUUUCUCAUUACCCUUCUUCAAUAGCAUUAUCUUAAAUCAAGCGCUAGAUGCCAUGAGCUUCACCUCUGCUGGAAUCGACUCCACCAAAAGCUUAACUGUAACUGAAACUAGUGAAUUGACAUUUUUGUCUCGUUCUUGCUAGGAAUGGCCUCCCAAAUCAAUUCUCCCAACCCCUGUCUCCUUUGGCCAGAUGCUGAUGAAUGUAUUUCCCUGUUUUUGCUUUUUAUCCUGAUGCAUUAUCAUGAGGACAUGGCUACUUCAGUUGGUCUUAACUCUAGGCACUAGCCUGGAGAUGGGUGUGUGGUUUAAGAAAGGGUAAAACUUACUGACUGGUAGUAUACAUUUGAGAAGAGAAAUUGAGCCCAGCUCUAGCCAACCAACUUUGACCUUGUUUGAUCAUAGACUUAGCCAAGGGAUUUUACACCCCAUGCAACCUGCCCAGCAUUCGUCCAGCUUUCUGGCUUCCAUUGAACCGUGAUUUCUCAGAUCUGGAGACGUGACUGCAAGUACUUGAGAUCCUUGGAUAAAAUGUGUACGUUAUAUAAAUCCCAAGUAUUGCCAUUCCUUUUCAUGUUAACUGUUCCAAGUGGGAUCUCAGAAUUAGACCAAAACAAGACAGUGGUGGUAAUAUGAUACCUUUUAUUAGAAGACUUUUCACUGGGGCGGGGGUGGGGGGAGGAUGGGGAGGGGAAGGAAUUGUAGCAGAAACAGAUGUAUUUUUCUUGUGAUUUUUAUUUUGAAUCAAAUAUUGUAAAUUGUGUAUAAAUGAAGAUGCUGAAUAGUUCUGUUUCCACUUGGCAUUUCAAGUCUGAUAUCAGGUGUCUGUACAGGGUUUUGAUCUCUUCCCCUUGUAUAACUACACAGCAAUCCUACAGUGUAACAUAUGGAAUCAUUUUGAAUAGACUUGUGUGUUGCUAUAAGCUUUCAGCAGGUCCUCUGUCUCUAGAAUAAGCAUGUUGUUUAUUUUCAGAUAAUCGGAAAUAAGUGUGCUGACAAGCUGGACACAAUCUGGGUGUGCCCAGCUUACCUUUCUUUCUGAUGUUUAAAUUGAAGGCUGCAGCCAAUGGAAUAUGUCCAGUUGGUUUUCCUUGGCUUCCUAGAUUAAAAAAAUAAUUAUAAAACAAAGCAUAGUUCUUUAUUAACUUUAGGAUAUUGUUCGUAAAAUAAAUAAAGGCCCCUGCACUAACAUGACAACAUGCCUCAUGGUCACCCUCUGUAUUAUCCAUUACUCACCACUUCCUCAUUAAAGUGUAUUUUAUUUCCUUAUGUGGAAAGCACUUUUAUAACAUCACCCUUUUGAAAAGAAGUGGGCACAGAGAACCCCAGUCUUGUUCUCUUCCUCUAGUGCCAUUGUCCAUCAUCAAAAGGGAAACUCUCAGUUAAUCAGAUUUGUACAAAUAAAAUUCCAAGUCCAUUUGCUUGUUUUGCUAUCUGGUACUUUUGUUUCUUCUUCCUCAUGUUUGCACUUUAAGGGGGGAAAAAGUUUAACAGCAACAACAGUAUAAAACACUGCAUUCUGGAGGGCAAGGUUUGACCCUAGGAAUGUGCGAGCAGCCUUUGAAAGGCAUUGGAGGAAAAGUCUGAAUCUUCCAGCCUUCCUUCUGUCUAUGAAUACUUCCCGUGCUGGCUGAAACAAGAUGAGCUAGGUAAAGGCCUCUAGAUGAUAACAGAUCAUUUCUAAAACUGAGAGAGGCACAAGCUUCCUGCCGAGGAUUAAAAAGCAAAAGAUAUCCACGAAGGGCUCUCUGUGGUUGGAUAGCAGUGAAAAUAGGACUUGGUUUACCCCUUUAUGGACAGGAAAAUUGCUGCAGGUCAGAAUUGUAUUCUCUUUCCUGGACAUAGAAAGAAUGUAUAAAUUAAUGAAGGAAAUGUUUAUUUUUAAAUAAGAAUAAUGUUUGAGUUCUAUGUUUUCAUAUAUGAUUUUUUUCAUAUAUACAUGUUAGAAAUAUAAUGAAAUAUCUAGUUUCUCAAUUUAAUUGAAACUAUGAAGAAUACAGUUUAGAAAUUAGGUAUCUCUAAAUUGUUCUUUUCAUGCAUUACCCAUGAUUACAUUGAGAUAUAUUAUCUAGUCAUUUGGCUCAGUAAAGCUUAAUGGAGGCAGUUAAUGAAAAUGAGCAGACUAGAAGCCAGAGACAGUAGUAGAAGCCUGAGGGAGAUAAUGACAAGAAAUCAUCUUGGGCUUAUUUAGAGUAAGGCCUCCUCAAAGGGGAGAACUGUUUUUCUGUUAAGGAACACGUAUGAGUGCUUUGGUAAACGGAGCCUUCCUUGGUUUAGAGCAUCAUCCCUGAGCUAAAAGAGUUUCUUUGAGUUGAGCAUAGUGUCCUAGUACCUGUGGAAUCAUAGCCUGAGCUACUAAGGGACCUUUGAGACCAUCCUCUAGUCCACCAUCCUCUUCAUUUUACAGGUGUGGGACCUGAGCUGGAUUGAACAGGGUCGGGGGAGAAGAGGCCUGGGCAGGACAGGCCACCUGGGAUCUCAUCCUGGCCCUUGCCAGCCACUGGCUGAGUGACCUUCAGCAGGCACUUCACCUCUCAGAGCUGCUGUUCCUUAGAGUUAUACAAUGGGUUUGGACUAGAUGGUCUUUAAGAUUAUAGAAGUAUAGGGACCUAAGUAUAUAUUAUUAUGUUUAGAAGGGCUAUGAAGGAUUUAUAUAAUCCUGAUGUUCUUCAGUUAUCUUCUGUAGUUCCUGCUAUUAUGGCAGCAGUGUUUACAUUUUAAAGAAUUAUAAUGGGCUUUUACUAACUUGCUUUCUCUUGAUAUCUGAAUAGAAGCCUAAAUCAUAGUCUUAGAGAUUUUCCUUUUUAAGUAUUACAGAAACACAUGCGUCCACACACACCUACCUAUUCUAAUAAAAUGGUAUCAGAAGAUUUCUUUUUAAAUGUAUAAUCAGGGAUCUACCAGUUUAAAACGGGCAAAUACUAUAAGCAUAUGUUUCUGAUUUGCUUUUAUUCCAGCUAUGUAAGAGGAAUAACUAUAGCAGAAAACAUCACAAAUUGAUUUUUCCCUUUACAACAUUCAAAUGAGUCCCAAUGUUUUCAAAAAUACAUACCUCAGAGGAGAUAAGGCUUAAGUGGACACUUCUAAGUAUGAUUAUGAUUGUUAUAAUUAAUGAUUUAUUUAGCAGACAUAUCAGAAUUUUGACAUCUAAUUAAGUGUUGUUCCCUUCAAUGUCAUCUAGUUUUACUUAAGAAGUUAAUACUUAUUCUAAUGAUGCUGCCAUCCUUAAAGUUAUUUUUGAAACUCCUCUCCUUAGAAAUAAUAUCAAGGAAGGUAAUAAGGUAUAAGAAAAUCAGUUACAUUAUUUAAUUAGUAUAACUUUGAGAAAGCAUCUGAAAGUGUAUUCAUUCUUUAUCUACCUUUUCUACUACUCUUGGUUCUGAGUAACAUUUAACCAUUUCCAGAAAGCAAAUUCAACCCUGUAAGAUGAAGAAUGGUUACUGUUGAAGACGGUAAAAAAGAAUAAUCCACAAAAAAUUCUCAGAGAGGACCUUAUAAUAGAAAGUGAACAUGAUUAAGACUUAAUUUCUUUAAUUUUCUGAAUAAGGAAAGUUCUGUGAUUCCCUAGUGUUUAGAACGGUUUAAAAAAUGGAAAGAUACGGGGAUUAAAACACCUCUGAAAGAAGUUGUCACUUUGUUCACUGUUAUUUGAUAUUGGACUUGACUUUUCCCGAAUCAGAAUUACAGAACUUGGACUGCUAAUACUUGUGGAAAAACAAACCCAAGAAACGAACCUACUUUUCUCAAGAUGUAAUAUUUGCUUUGUUGUUAAUACUUUUGUUUGUUUUGAAUACUUAUUUCCUACUCUCCUGACAGAUAAUUGAUCAACCAAUAUAACCUUCCCCAGGUCAGGAACAGUUCUGCCUUCGGCAGUGCUAUGGGAAUGAAGGGAUCUCUGGGGCUGACAGCCUGUGAUGUGGAGGGAUCUGCACUCAGCUGAAUAAAUACAUGCUAUAGAUACCUUGGGUCAAAAUACAGUCUCUCUUGAUAAGAUUUUUCUGUGAUUUCCCAGAGUCCUUAACCUUCUCAGUCUGUAAGAUUAUCAGGCUCCCAUAGCCACUAACUUUGAGCUUUGGGAUGAAAAUGAUAGGAUUGGGCCGGGCGCGGUGGCUCAAGCCUGUAAUCCCAGCACUUUGGGAGGCCGAGAUGGGCGGAUCACGAGGUCAGGAGAUCGAGACCAUCCUGGCUAACACGGUGAAACCCCGUCUCUACUAAGAAAUACAAAAAAUAGCCGGGCGAGGUGGCAGCGCCUGUAGUCCCAGCUACUCGGGAGGCUGAGGCCGGAGAAUGGCGUGAACCCGGGAGGCGGAGCUUGCAGUGAGCUGAGAUCCGGCCACUGCACUCCAGCCUGGGCUACAGAGCGAGACUCCGUCUCAAAAAAAAAAAAAAAGAAAGAAAAAAAAAGAAAAUGAUAGGAUUGCCCAGUGUGCUGGGUUAAGCAAAUUAGAGGCUGCCUGGCAGAACAGAAAAACUAUCACAUGAAUAUUUAGAAUGGAAUCUUUCCUGAAACACUCCAGAUACUGCAACGCUAUUUUUUAUUCCUCUCUAAAGGCUAUAAUUUUAUCAACACAAAGUCAGCCUUUUCUUUUUCCACACUAGUAAUGUUUCUGAAGUUGGACAUGCUUAGGUUUCUUAAAUCAGAAUGAGUCCCAGAAAAUAUAUAACAAGAAAACUCUUUUGCUUCUCCCAGAUUUCCUUUCAUUAAUAUGGGAUAGGGAGGCUCCUUGGGUAAUGCUAACCUAUGCAAAGAAGUUACCAGAUGGUGGUAGUUGCUAGAAUGAAAGACACUUUCUUGGUUCACACUUUCAUAUAGUGUCCUGAAUUUACUCUUUUCCUGUGAGUAUUCUACUCUGCCCUGCACUCUCCUUUGUCAUGUGGAUGUGUAUUUAUCAUAGGUCUUUAACCCGUCCUUCCCAAGACGACAAAGCAGACAGUUGUACAUGAAGAUACGCAGUAAAAAUGUGAAAUUUGAACAUUGCUGCACAAGUAUUGUAUUUAAAAAAAAAAAAAGUCUGUAAAGAAAUUUCUUAUGUAAACAUACAGGGAAAAUAAAGACUUUUAUCUGUUCGAAUGGGAGCAUGAUGUUUAGAGACGUAAAUAACAGAAGUUGCUCUUUUCCUGAGCUGAAAACCCACCUUUUUGCAGAAAGGAUUUAGUCACAGUGUUGAGUGAAUAUAAGUACCUGGGCACAGGAAAAGUAUAGCUACACACUGAGGACAUGUUAAUGAGUCAUGGCUACCCGAGAGAAUAAAACCCCUGUGGUCAAGGAGAAGAAGACGCCUGCCAGCCUGCGCUGGAUAUGUCCAGACACAGGGUUGUAAAAUGGAGCACAGGCUUGCAGCUUCCUCCUCUAACUUAAUCCCUAAUAUACCCAGGCCAACUUAAUUAAACAUUUUGUGUUGGCAAGAUUAAUUUUAUCCCCAAUGAGAAAGCUCACUCAUUUAAUUGCCUCAUUGGCCUGAGAGGCACAGCUGGCCAUUUUUGGCUUCCAUCAGGUCCCUCAUUUCCCAGUCGUGGGUUUUAACGCAGCUACCCAAUAUAUGGUGGAACCAAAUGCUUAAUUUUAUUAUGUGAGCUAGAAGGUCAUGGUAAUUAUUAGUUUGAUGUAUGUCUCUUGAUUUCCCUAGUUUUGGUUCUGAGAUUUUAAGUUUCAAUUGCUGCUGCAUUUCCAAGUUCUUAUGAAGGGAUAGUUUGCUUUCUGUUUACUAACAACAUAUGAGAAGGCUUCUUCUCAAUACUCCAAGUCUUCAUUUUCUGUUUUUGGCAAGAAUUAUGUCUUUGAUACUCCCUGUAACUGUUAUUUCAGAUUUUGGUAUGAGGAAAAGUAAACUUCCGGUUGUGCGUGAUGUAUUUCAUUAAGGAAUAUCCAGCCUGACAUUUAGGUCUUCAGACUUUGAUUCUGUAGGGAGCAUUCUGAUGACCUUCACUAUGUCAGUCAGAUGGAAUUUCCAGGGGAAACCCAUCCUAAAUGAUUCAGCACUUUGGGUUGCUUUGGAAGUGAAUAGGGAGCUGGUGAGGAUAGUUGCCAGGUCAUCAGGUAUUUUAGGAACUCCUUCUCUUCCCUGAAGCAUGUGAGUUCUUGCUGAAAUCUAUAUAAUUUGGAGCCUCAAAAUAGACUAAUAUGCACUUACCCAUAUUGAACGUGUCAACAUCCCUAACCUGGCACACAGUCCUACAUCAGAGCAAGAAAAAGAAGUGUGUUUUAACUUCUUGCUUAAUUUUAUGUGUGAAACCAAAAUAAAAAGAGGCAUGACCCAGUUUGAGGGAAUUAUAACAAAACCCUACCUUAGGCUCCAUGAUAAGUAAGACCCUGUGCAGACUCUGAAGCCAGGCCCUGGGCUUUAGCCCCUGAGGUGCAACAGGCAGUGUUUACUGAGCUCUGUGGCCACAGGGUAUCUGCUGUGACAUGCCAUUGGUUACCAAAGGAACUGGGCCAAGGCAUGUGGUUAGGUUAGUAUAAAUCCUUCAAUGCUAGUAGAGAGACUGCUUCAAACACAUUUCCUUGUUGGCACAAUGCUACCUUCAUAUAAAGGAACUGUUCAUCCUGAAAACACAUUUUCCCUGUAAGAACACAUUCACGUACUCAAAGACUUUCAUCUGCCAACAAGAUUUAAUAGUUACCUUCUGUUUCUAUUUGGAAUUUCUCCUAUCUCUUGACUACCUUGUUUCUGGUGCUACCACCACCAGAAUUCCUUAAGGGAAUGUGGAGGUCUGGGUUUCCCCCAUAUUCUCUGGCAUUUCUUUGCCCUUCAGAGUGCCAGGCUCAGAGAGUUGCACAGUGUGAUUGCUGUCCGCCUCGGCCACACCAUCCCUCCUCUAACAAGAAUAGAAAGGUUAAGGGACUUGGCCUUCUCAGGAGAACCCUUUAAAUGUACGUUUACAUUCCUGCAAAGCCUGUUGAUGCUGAAAGAAAGAUAGGAAAUAGCUCUCGUCCUUGUUUUGAAGGACAGGAGACUAAUUUUCCCUUCAAACUUGAUAUUCUGGUGUUUUUGUGACUGUUUUUGUAAAUUAUUCAAAGUUGUUGGAAUUUUAAGUCUGAUUUUCCCAUUACUCAUCAUGAAGGUCAUAGAAUAUGCUAUGAGUUGGAAGGUUUUCCAAGUGGGUUCUUGACCAAAAACCUACUUUUUAACAAAUAAUUUUGAUGGGUUAGACAUGUUCUUCCAUCCUCUCCAACUCUGGAUAUGGGCACACACACACACCCCUUGGUACUUCCCAGUUCUCAAAACGUAAUCUAGCACUUCAGGCAUCCAAAGUGCCCCUGGUUCAAUAGAUAGCUGCUUUUUGCCGGUCUCUGUGCACAAAUUGUUUUGACUGAAUUCAGUUUAAAUUUCCAAAAAGCACUGAUUGUGUUCAAACUAAUGUUCAUUGGAUUAUUGACCCGUAUGAUGCCAGAGUUGGUCGUUGGCUUUUUUUUCCUAGGAGAUAUUUUGCUCUCCUGCAGAACAAGCUUAAUAACAUUAACUUUCAAGGUAGUUUUGGAAGAUGAGAAAUUGUGCUUUUGUUUUGGCAACUGAAAACUUUGUCCAACGGAUACUAUGUGAGGAAGGUGGUUUAAGGAGUUUUAGGGCCCUCUUGUCCUUCUUUAAGGCUCUGCAAACCUUAUUUUGGAAAACUUCUUUUUCUCCCUUUUAUUUGAAUUUCCUCCCAGAAAUUAUCAUCUUGGUAUCACCGAGACAAAUCUAGUAUCAAUAUGCUUGCCUGAGAAACUAGGAUUAUGUCUGUCCACAUAAAUUGCAAGGGAGAAGGUAUUCUGUUUAUUUCCUGCUGAUGCUUUCAUAUCACCAUGUAACUGCACAUAUUAAAAUUAUAAUGCAAGUAAAAAUUUAUUCUCUUCAAAAUCUUAUUCUUCAAAUACUAUUCAGAAAGCCAUUUGGCACAAGUACAGAAUUUAACUUAACGCUCCAAUCUGGAAUUCACUGAAUGCAUUCAAACUGUUAGAAAGGAAAAUAAAAAUGGAGGACAAACACAUUUUUGUUUUGUUUCUGAAAACAAUAUUUAAGGUCAGAACUGUUUAAAAAGAAGCACUGCUAAAAAGUUAUAGGAUUCAGAGAAACAUAGUAUUUUUGUACAGUAUCUUAUAAAAUGUUCAGACCUCUCUCUACAUUCUCUUUACAAUGUAAUGUCUCUUAAGUGACUGGUUUCCCAAUAAACUGAUUUUAAUGCCUCUUC